AAAUUAUAUUUUUCCAUAAUGUGUUGGCUAGGAAAGACUGGUACCCAGGCUCCAGUGACUGGUCUUGGGAAAGACAAAAUGGAGUAAGCAACUGCUUUAUUUUUGUUGUUGAUAUGUCUCCUUUUGGGUUGGUGGGACAAAUGAUAUGAAAAAGUGUAAGACAGCCUGCAAUGCCUGUAAUUUUAUGCGUUACCAGAACUUUUCAGACAUGAGUUGUAUGCAUUUCCUGAGUGGCGCAGUGGUCUAAUGAACUGCAUCUCAGUACAACGAGGCUUAACUACAGACACUCUGGUUCGAUUCCAGGCUGUAUCACAACCGGCAGUGAGUUCCAUAUGGAAUUGUCUGGGUUUGGCUGGUGUAGGCCUUCAUUGUAAAUAAGAAUUUGUUCUUAACUGACUUGCCUAGUUAAAUAAAGGUUCAGUAAAUGUAAUUGCAGAAGAGCCAUGCAUAACAAUGUGGGGAUUUAACACGCAAGUCUGCUAUUAAAUGCACUUAACGUUUUUUUUAAAUACUGUAUGAUAUGAUUAAAUCAAACAUAUCAAUGAAACCAUUUAAAAAAAUGUUCACAGCUGAUACAUUCGACGCCAAGUGCUAUCAACACAGGGCAGGGGAGUGAUACAAAGCUUGUUUGAUAGCCAUAUACAUGUUUAAUGCUUUCAAACUUGUUUUUUGCUGAUUUUUAUCGUCAUUAUGACAAGAAGUCAGAAGGACCGGUUUGUCUAAAAUAAUUGUACUGGUUCAAGCUACGGGACAAAUCAUGUAAUGACGUAAUCUGGUGUAAGUGGAGCUACAUUUUGAGUUCGUCACCUACCUGCAAAUUCAUUGCGAUACCAGCUAAUAGCUAGCUAACCGUAGCUAGUUAUCCAGCCAAUUAAAGCAAUGCCUUGAUGACAGCAGUUAGCUAACAACAGAGACCUAGCUGCUAGUUUAGCUAGGAAUAGUUGCUCAUUGCAAACGUGAAUUUCCGACAUGUGGUGCACGUAGCACGUAUUUGUACAUUUAUACGACUUGCAUAAAUGGAUGCUUCACCUCUGGGCGAGCAAACCCCCGAAACACAGUCGGCCACGAAUGGAACCAGGGAGCUCGCGUGAAAGUCCAUUCGGUUCCGGGGGUCCCGAUCGGUCGGACAUACGCGAGGAGACCCCCGGCGAAGAGGCUGAGGAUGGGGACAACAGCAUACUGAGAGAAGGGGGAGGGAACGAAAACACUCUGGACAACAUGAAAACAGAAUGUGAGGAUGAUGACACUGGGGAAAAUGUUGAUGCUGCUAAUGAAGAAGGCAAAUAUGAAGAGGAAUUGGACCCUAGAAUUCAGGAGGAGCUAGAGCACCUCAAUCAGGCCAGUGAUGAAAUUAACAAGCUGGAACUGAAACUGGAUGAUGCAAGGUCCAGCUACAGGAGGAUCCUCACUGACUCAGCCAGGAAGCUCAAUGCUCAGGGCUCCCAGUUAGGGACCUGCAUUGAGAAGGCCAGGCCCUACUACGAAGCCCGCAGACUAGCCAAAGAGGCCCAGCAGGAGACGCAGAAGGCAGCGUUGCGGUAUGAGAGGGCCGUCUCCAUGCAUACGGCCGCCAGAGAGAUGGUGUACGUGGCAGAGCAGGGGCUCCUGGCAGACAGGAACACUCUGGACCCCACCUGGCAGGAGAUGCUCAACCACGCCACCUCCAAGGUGAACGAGGCAGAGGAGGAGCGGCAGCGGAGUGAGAGGGAGCACCAACGGGUCACUCAGCUGUGCCAGGAGGCAGAGCAACGUGUCCAGACCCUCCAGAAAUCCCUCAAGAGGUUCAUCAUCAAGUCCAAACCUUAUUUCGAGCUCAAGGCUCAGUUCAACCACCUACUAGAGGAGCACAAGGCAAAGGUGGUGCAGCUGGAAGAACGCGUUGCAAGGGUAAAAAUGCGCUACUCCGUCGCCCUGCGCAACCUGGAGCAAAUCAGCGAACAGAUCCAUGCCCAGAGGGGGCGUGUCCGAGCCACCAGGGCCCGCCCCGUAGCCUGCAGUGGGCGGAGCUCCCCAGUGGGGGCGGAGGCUGAGGUCAAAGCUGCUGUCGGGGUUCAGGUUGGAGGAGCAUGUGGCGGAGGAGGAGGGUUGGAGGAGAAGGACUGGGCUGAUGGAGAGAAGACCAGGCAGUGGGUGGAGAGACACAGAGAGCAGGGCUGGGGUCACAGGGAGAGGGGGGAGGCAGGGUCAGACUCCAUGUCUGUCAUCAGCCUCCAGACCAUCGCCUCGGACCUGGAGAAGUGCGACUCGGUGGGGCACCUGGGGGACCUGAGUGACGUUAGCAGCCUGAUGGGAGAGGACUGGGAGAGGCACCGUUCCCUGAUGGCUGAGGACAGAGAUAGGAACCCAAGGGCAGAGGAGAGAGUUGUGAGGGAGGUGAACAUCACUGCUCCAAGGCAGGAUAGAUUGGAGGUGGUGAGGGGGGUGAGAGGGAGACAGGAGAGCUUUGUCAAGCAGCACCACAGAAGUGUGAGUUUGUGAGACCAGAAUAGAAGGCACUGUGUGAUGAAUGAUCAGAUAAAGGAAUGAAAUCGAGAGAGAGAGCAAAGAAUACAGACGGCAAUUGUGGAAGUUCUGUUUGAGGGAUUGAAAUGUAGAACACUGACAAUGAGUCCCAAAUAGAACCCUAUUCCCUACAUAGUGCACUACUUUUGACCAGGGCCUAUAGGGAAUAGGUUGCAAUUUGGCACACAACCCUGCAUCAUUGUGACACUGCAGAGGGGAGUACCAGGGAAGUGGAGGGUGGCUGGUACAUCAUGCACACACAGAGAGAAGAAGAAGAAGAAGAAGAAGAAGAAGAAGUAGUGUCAGGCGAUUCACUAGGUUCCUUGUGGGACUUGUAGUUCCUACACUCUAAUCUGUCUAUUGUUCAACACCAGUAAGAUAUCAGUGACCUGAGGUAAAGCUAGUUUUAACACAGUUCUGUGUGUAAAUACAGAGACAUAAUAGAUAACUUUACUUACAGUUUCACAUGCAGCUGAACAUUUUAAUCAGCAGUUUAUUUUAUCAAUGCUAUUUCGAUUUUGACAUUAGUCCCUUUAAAAAGGCCUUUGUGCUUUUUUCCCAAAUUGAUUGAAUUGCCACAGAAUUCGUUUUCCGCUCGUCCUUGGAAUGAACCAAAGGUGUUGAUACAAGCAAUACUGCUCUCUCUCUCUCUCUCUCUCUCUC
This is a messenger RNA of Oncorhynchus masou masou (cherry salmon), 3165 nucleotides long. RefSeq names its product SH3-binding domain protein 5-like, b (gene sh3bp5lb). Gene Ontology annotation, cellular component: cytoplasm. Lineage: Eukaryota; Metazoa; Chordata; Actinopteri; Salmoniformes; Salmonidae. The coding region runs from base 1021 to 2478 and encodes 485 amino acids. The transcript has 6 exons. Gene Ontology annotation, molecular function: protein kinase inhibitor activity. The record is from RefSeq and is a predicted model, not a curated record. Gene Ontology annotation, biological process: negative regulation of protein tyrosine kinase activity; intracellular signal transduction.